AUGGGAACAAAAAAUACAACAGAGCUGACAGAGUUUGUUCUCACAGGACUUACACAUCAACCAGAGUGGCAAAUCCCCCGGUUUCUGCUGUUCUUGAUGAUAUACUUCAUGACCAUCACGGGAAACACUGGUUUGAUUGCUCUUAUCUGCAAUGACCCUCAACUUCACAUUCCCAUGUACUUUUUUCUUGGGAGUUUGGCCUUUGUGGAUACUUGGUUAUCAUCCACAGUGACCCCCAAGAUGCUAAUCAACUUCCUAGGGAAUAGUAAGAUGAUCUCUGUCUCUGAAUGCAUGGUACAGUUUUUUUCCUUUGCAAUCAGUGUAACCACAGAAUGUUUUUUACUGGCAACAAUGGCAUAUGAUCGCUAUGUAGCCAUUUGCAACCCGUUACUUUACCCAGUGAUUAUGACCAAUAGACUAUGCAUGCGACUAUUAGUCUUGUCAUUUGUAGGUGGCCUCCUUCAUGCCUUAAUUCAUACAGGUUUCUUAUUCAGAUUAACCUUUUGUAAUUCUAACAUAAUACACCACUUUUAUUGUGAUGUCAUGCCACUGAUUAAAAUUUCUUGUACUGAUCCUUCUAUUAAUGUUCUGAUGGUAUUUAUUUUCUCUGGUUCAAUUCAGGUGUUCACCAUUCUGACAGUUCUUGUCUCUUAUACACUUGUUCUCUUUACAAUAUUAAAAAAGAAGUCUGUACAAGGCAUAAGGAAGGCCUUCUCCACCUGUGGGGCCCACCUCCUAUCUGUCUCUUUAUACUAUGGGCCUCUUCUCUUCAUGUAUGUGCGCCCUGGAUCCGCACAAGGAGAUGAUCAAGAUAUGAUGGACUCUCUAUUUUACACUGUCAUAAUUCCUUUCUUAAAUCCAAUUAUCUACAGCCUGAGAAAUAAGCAAGUCAUAGAAACAGUCACAAAACUGUUAAAGAGAGAUGGUUAUAUCUCAUAG
Messenger RNA from Hippopotamus amphibius kiboko, 939 nucleotides. RefSeq names its product olfactory receptor 5H2-like. Lineage: Eukaryota; Metazoa; Chordata; Mammalia; Artiodactyla; Hippopotamidae. Gene Ontology annotation, biological process: sensory perception of smell; G protein-coupled receptor signaling pathway. Gene Ontology annotation, molecular function: olfactory receptor activity; odorant binding; G protein-coupled receptor activity. Gene Ontology annotation, cellular component: membrane. The coding region runs from base 1 to 939 and encodes 312 amino acids. The record is from RefSeq and is a predicted model, not a curated record. The transcript is spliced from 2 exons.